CGUGUAGAAAAGGAAAACAAAAAAAAUAAAACGUAAGGCGCAGACAGAGAGAGUCACAGACCCAGACGGAAACUCUUUUAACCCCCAGAGAAGUUGAGGAAAUUACAGAGGCUUUGAAGGUCCUCCCUUCCUUCCUUCCUUCCUUCCUUCUUCCUCUUCCUUUCUUCACUCUGAAGAUGAACGGCGGUCCAUCUGGUUUCAACAAUGCUCCUGUUACAAGAACCUUCCUUAUUGCUUGCGCUCUGUUCACCGUCUUCUUCGGGAUCCAAGGUCGUUCUUCUAAGCUCGGAUUGUCGUAUCUGGAUAUUUUUGGGAAGCUUCGCAUUUGGAAGUUGAUCAUGUCUGUUCUUGCCUUUUCGUCUACGCCAGAACUCAUAUUUGGAUUGUAUCUGCUAUACUACUUCAGGGUCUUUGAGAGACAAAUUGGUUCUAACAAGUACUCGGUCUUUAUUUUGUUUUCUUUGACAGUUGCAUUACUCUUUGAGGUCUUCGCUCUUGCACUCCUUAAAGAUCCUGCUGCAAACCUUGUCACUUCUGGACCUUAUGGUCUUAUAUUUGCAUCAUUUGUACCAUUUUUCUUUGACAUUCCAGUUUCAACACGUUUUCGUGUAUUUGGUGUGCGCUUUUCUGACAAGUCCUUCAUUUAUCUAGCUGGUCUCCAGCUUCUUUUAUCAUCCUGGAAAAGGUCUAUCUUGCCAGGGCUUUGUGGCAUCCUUGCUGGUUCCUUGUAUCGCCUGAAUCUCUUCCGUAUUCGCAGGGCAAAGUUCCCAGAGUUUGUUGCUUCAUUCUUUUCACGGCUUUCUUGGCCAUCAGUUGGAAAUCCACCAGCAGCGCCAACUCGGAAUGUUGUGGGUAAUGCACCAUCAUAUACAGGUCACCAAGUGGAGAGAAAUUACCCUUCAAUGCCAACUUCCACAGAGCCACCUGAAGACUCGAUUGCCACCCUAGUUUCUAUGGGUUUUGACCGGAAUGCUGCUAGACAGGCACUUGUGCAUGCAAGGAAUGACGUCAAUACGGCCACAAACAUCCUUCUUGAAUCGCAGUCCCACUGACUCCCUUGAAAUUGUCCAGGAAAAUGGAACCUAUGGUUAUUAUAAAUCUGGAGGCAGAAGUCUUCUAUCCAUUUCCUAUCAUGGUGGUCAAACAAUUUUGCCAAAGUCGGAUGAUUGGAUUGGUUUGCUUACAAAAUCCAUCAAGGCAUCCGUAAUAUUGGUCUUUAGGGGUCAAUUUGAAUACAAUUAUUCACACACUAAUGACUCUAGGAGCUUGUAUAAUUGUUUAGACCAUAUGGACAACAUGCAUAUUCUCCUUGAAAGAGAACAGACAUGUACAGUUCCAGUUUAACCCAUGCAUAUGGAACACCCCUUCAUAUUCGGACA
Messenger RNA from Ziziphus jujuba (common jujube), 1379 nucleotides. RefSeq names its product rhomboid-like protein 20. The record is from RefSeq and is a predicted model, not a curated record. The transcript has 8 exons. Lineage: Eukaryota; Viridiplantae; Streptophyta; Magnoliopsida; Rosales; Rhamnaceae. Gene Ontology annotation, cellular component: membrane. The coding region runs from base 177 to 1052 and encodes 291 amino acids. Gene Ontology annotation, molecular function: protein binding; serine-type endopeptidase activity.